AUGGAAGAGCAAUCGAUUCAGAGGUUGAUAGCUUGGGGGAAAUUCCAAGGUGCGGCUUUGCCUGAAGGUGUCAGUUUUGAGUAUUCGGAUAGGAAAGGGAUACGCUGUGUCUGUGAAAAAAGUCUAUCUUCGCCUUACUUGACUAUUCCGGAUGAUCUUAUCAUAUCGGGGAAAUUGAUUCCCUUGGAAUUUCCAGAAGCUGACCACAAGAGGGGGAAUACCUGGUUGAAGUUUUUACUGGCAAAAAUGAAAUUCGGCGGCGAGGAGUGCAACAGCGAUUUGAGUGAAAAAUUCAGGCCAUACCUGGAUUGUCUCCCAAAAAUUGUAGAUUGCCCGCUCGUUUGGAAUCCACGAGAACUUUCGCAUCUUGCAGGCACAAAUCUUGGAAGUUCAGUUAGACCUAAACUGAAAGACAUUUUGACAGAAUGGUAUCGUUUUGUCAAGGAAAAUGAGGUCACUGAAGAAGCGGCUGUUUCUUCUGACUGCUCAUUUUAUAAGGAUUACGGACAACUAUCAGAUGAAUCGAUUUUCCGUUGGUUAGUGGAGCCCUUAUCAAACGGCUCAACGCUGCAGUGGUCUUCAGCAUCAGCAUUCUUGUGGUCUCACCUAAUACUACUGUCAAGAGCUUUCCCACACUAUAUCAUCGACCAAAAUGUGGAUCAAGCAUCUCUGAUGUUGUUGCCCAUCAUCGAUCUAUUGAAUCAUGACUAUCACUCAAAAGUCGAAUGGGGAUUCAAUGAGGGACAGUUCUCAUUUAAAAAACUAGACUCUAUUGAAGAGGACGCCGAAUUGUGUAACAAUUAUGGUUGCAAGGGAAAUGAAGAACUUUUGUCCGGAUACGGAUUUGUAUUGGAAGAGAACCCAUUCGAUUUUGUUGCUCUUAAGAUUAAGUUACCGCUAGAAACCAUAACAACUAUCUUGAAAGAGGAACCUACACUUAAAAUACCCACCCUUGAUGAUUAUACUAACUUUGCAUUUGAAAAACAGUCACAAAAUCUGCCAAACAAACCAGAAGCCUCUGUUUUUGAAGACGGUAUAGUUUAUUUUAUCAACAAAUUGAAUGCAUCAUGUCUAGAUCCGUUAUUGAACAUGUUCGCCUAUUUAUGCAGGGGCAAUAGUGAAUGGCAUUCACUAGCCUCAAAAUUCAAUGGUUUGCAAAAUUUAAGAAACGCGCUGGAAAGUAAACUCGCCGCGGCUAAAAGUUUUUCCAGUCAACGUGAUGAUUGUUCUAUCGACAGCUCCAAGUAUGAAGUCAACUCAUAUAGAAGACAUUGUGCCCGUAUUUACAGAGAUGGACAGCUUAGUGUACUGAAGGACGGCCUGAAGAAACUGAAAGCUAUGGAAAAGACGUGGCUCACGGAAUACAAGGAUAGAUUACUUACUGUUAAAAAAAUUACCAAAUAUGAUAAGGGGUUUUUCGGAGAAGAACUACCAGCUUAUUUCGAAAGCAUCGACCGUAAACAAGAUGACGUCGUAUUUGAAAAUAAUUUUGAACUGCUUGUUAUCUGGAUACUAAUAAAAAUCGAGAACAACAGUUUUAUAGAAAAACAUGACUGGGUAUCGGAGCAAUAUCGAAACUUUUUGAUAGAUGCAAAAAACGAAGAUAUCACAUCAGAUCGGAUGGAUCCCAGCAUUGAAUCCUUCCGUAGACGUAUGAUAAAUGGUACCACCCAAACUGACCGCACCAUCACCUUGAAAAAGAUAGUGCACACAUUUGACUUUGUACAAAAAAACUCAUUUACAAGAAUAUCAUCAUCUAACCCAGAUACAAUCAUGGUUAGGAACUGA
Molecule: messenger RNA, 1788 nt
Organism: Zygotorulaspora mrakii
Lineage: Eukaryota; Fungi; Ascomycota; Saccharomycetes; Saccharomycetales; Saccharomycetaceae
Gene: RKM1
Product: protein-lysine N-methyltransferase
Exons: 1
Coding region: 1-1788 (595 amino acids)
Biological process (GO): peptidyl-lysine monomethylation
Cellular component (GO): nucleus
Molecular function (GO): protein binding; protein-lysine N-methyltransferase activity
Source: RefSeq, a predicted model, not a curated record